UCGCUGUGCUGAGCGGAAGAGGAGGAGGAGGAGGAGAGGGAGGAGGAGGAGGAGGAGGAGGAGAGGGAGGAGGAUGGCGCUGGGGACGGCCGCAGCGCUGUAGCAGGAGGCGGCGCGGACACGCGUGGAUGUGGGCUCCGGCCGCUGAGGUCUAAUAGUACAAUGUCAACUGGAAGGGUACGAACAAAGAAGAAGACAUGUUCUUCAGACCAGUCUCCAGACAACCUUCCUCUGAGGAGUUCUGGAAGACAGGUGAAGAAGAAAGCGGCUGAGGCAGCAGAUGAUGACGACGACGCGUCAGAGAAGAAAUAUAGGAAGUGUGAAAAAGCUGGAUGCACCGCAACAUGUCCCGUUUGCUUUGCCAGUGCAGCUGAAAGAUGUGCUAAAAAUGGUUAUACAUCGAGAUGGUAUCAUCUUUCCUGUGGGGAACACUUCUGCAAUGAAUGCUUUGACCACUAUUACCGAAGCCAUAAAGAUGGUUAUGAGAAAUAUACCGCCUGGAAAAGGAUUUGGACAAGUAAUGGUAAAAGCGAGCCCAGUCCAAAAGCCUUCAUGGCUGAUCAACAGCUUCCUUACUGGGUGCAGUGCACGAAGCCAGAAUGUGGUAAAUGGCGUCAGCUGACAAAGGAAAUCCAGCUGACACCACAGAUAGCAAAAACAUACAGAUGUGGUAUGAAACUAAACAAUUCCACCAAGACGGAGGGCUCAGACCAGUGUUCCAUGCCUGAGGACUUGAGAGUGGCUGAAGUUUCAGACCAUUGGUGGUACUCCAUGCUCAUACUCCCUCCUUUGCUGAAAGACAGUGUGGCAGCUCCCUUUCUAGCUGCAUAUUAUCCAGACUGCGUGGGCAUGAGUCCAUCCUGUACCAGCACUAAUCGUUUACCUGGUGAAUCCAACCUUGUGAAGUUAGAGCACCUAAAGAGCGUGCCUAAUUUGACUGUUGCAGGAAUGAACAAAUAUUUCCAGCCUUUUUACCAGCCCAAUGAAUGUGGGAAAGCACUUUGUGUGAGGCCGGAUGUCAUGGAACUGGAUGAGCUCUAUGAGUUCCCAGAAUAUUCACGAGACCCAACCAUGUAUUUGGCCUUGAGAAACCUAAUUUUGGCUCUGUGGUACACAAACUGCAAGGAGGCUCUCACCCCUCAAAAAUGUAUCCAUCAUAUCAUUGUACGGGGGCUUGUGCGUAUUCGCUGUGUACAGGAAAUGGAAAGGAUACUUUAUUUUAUGACAAGGAAGGGACUAAUUAAUACAGGGAUUUUAUCAGUCAGUCCUGACCAGUAUCUUCUUCCUAAAGAAUACCACAAUAAAUCUGUCAUUAUUGUUGGGGCUGGUGCAGCAGGAUUAGCAGCAGCCCGACAACUGCACAACUUUGGAAUUAAGGUCAUUGUCUUAGAAGCUAAAGACAGAAUUGGUGGCCGAGUGUGGGAUGAUAAGACGUUCACGGGAGUCACCGUUGGAAGAGGCGCCCAAAUCGUCAAUGGAUGUGUCAACAACCCAAUGGCACUAAUGUGUGAGCAACUUGGCAUUAAAAUGCACAAACUAGGGGAGAAAUGUGACUUGAUCCAGGAAGGUGGAAGGAUAACAGAUCCCACUAUUGAUAAACGUAUGGACUUUCAUUUCAAUGCCAUCCUAGAUGUUGUCUCUGAGUGGAGAAAAGAUAAAACCCAACAUCAAGAUGUUCCUCUUGGUGAGAAAAUACAGGAGAUCUAUAAAGCCUUCGUUCAGGAGUCUGGUAUCCAGUUCAGUGAGCUGGAAGAAAAAGUCCUACAGUUCCAUCUCAGUAACUUGGAGUAUGCCUGUGGCAGCAAUCUCUCUCAGGUAUCUGCACGCUCGUGGGACCAUAACGAAUUUUUUGCCCAGUUUGCUGGAGAUCACACUCUUCUAACUGUGGGGUAUUCUACAGUGAUUGAUACACUGGCAGAAGGACUGGACAUCCGGUUGAAUUUCCCAGUACAGAGCAUUGACUAUUCUGGUGAAGAAGUACAGGUCACUACUGCAGAAGGAACAGUGUGGAGAACCCAAAAGGUAUUAGUGACCGUACCACUGGCCCUUCUUCAGAAAAAUGCCAUUCAGUUUAAUCCUCCACUGUCAGAAAAAAAAAUUAAAGCUAUUAACAGUUUGGGAGCAGGAGUCAUUGAGAAGAUCGCCUUGCAGUUUCCUUAUAGAUUUUGGGACAGUAAAAUUCAAGGAGCUGAUUUUUUUGGCCACGUUCCACCCAAUUCCAGCCAACGUGGACUUUUUAGCGUCUUCUAUGACAUGGAUCCAGAGGGCAAACAAAGCAUUUUAAUGUCAGUGGUCACUGGAGAUGCUGUGACAACCAUUAAGAAUUUAGAUGAUAAACAAGUACUGCAGCAGUGUAUGACUGUACUUCGAGAGCUGUUUAAGGAGCAGGAGGUUCCAGACCCAGUAAAGUUUUUUGUUACUCGAUGGAGCAAAGAUCCAUGGCUCCAGAUGGCAUACAGCUUCGUAAGAACAGGAGGCAGCGGUGAAGCUUAUGACAUUAUAGCUGAAGACAUACAAGGAAAAGUUUUUUUUGCUGGUGAGGCCACGAACAGGCACUUUCCUCAGACCGUUACAGGAGCUUACUUGAGUGGGGUUCGAGAAGCGAGCAAAAUAGCAGCAUUUUAAGUACUGAAAUUUUGUGGUUAUAGAUAUAUCUUAAAUUGUUUUCUGUGGAUAAAACUAUCUUCAAGUUUCCUAUUUGCUGUCUUUUUUCUAAAUGGUACUUUAAUAGCAUAUGGUACCUGAAGAUAAAAUCUUCAUCUUCCUUUUCCUAUUUUGUUGUUGCUUCCCCUUUCCAAGCCCUAACAAUACUUACUGUUGGGGUUAUUUUUUCUUUCCAGCUAAGAUAUUACUAGCAAGAGUGACAUUGGAGUCCCUGGCCACAGCUUAAUUAACAGAACUUCUGUUGUGAGUCCUUUUCUGUGUGGCUCAAGUCACGCUAUUGCAGAUCUUCAUUUCAGAAGGUCAGAUUAAAACAAGACUAAGUUAACAUACAGCAUUAAAAAUGCUGGCAGUUAGUAACGAGAAUACAAGUUUUCCACUAACUGUGCUUCUCAGGUGAAUUAUGCUCAGAGGAGUUCAAACUUGCUCCCAAAAACCUGAAUAACCUAGACAAAUUCUAGAAUUACUGUAGGAAUGAACUCAACUAUCAUUCUUUCCACUUGUAAUCAAUAACCUCUUCUACAGUAUUUUUUCAGUUUCUUAGCCUCCAACACUUAGGCUUUGGAAUAUCAAGUUUGUUUAAAUCAGACUGCUGGAACAGUUUACAGUGCAAUCAUAGUAAGGUUAUUAUACCUUAUAAAAACUUGAAAGGAAAAAUAAACUUUUACAUAAUUUUAAAAACUUCUUUUAAAUAUUCUCCCUGUUUUACUCAGAGAAAUCCUUGUUACGAUAGGGUAAGUUUAGAUUUCCUUAGUGCUUCUGAUCAUUUAGAAAUAGGACAUCUUAAAAAUAUUAUAUUUCUAUAAUAAUUUUGAAAACAAAACUCCAAAUUCAUUUGGGCUGAGUAGAGGAUGUCUACCUGACAUGAGUGUACAGCGAGGAAUAAAGGAGGACUCUAAGUUCCUAAUGGCUCAUUCAACUUUUAUAUUUAAAAAAUAAGUUAAGAUGAAUGAGGGAAAAUAUUAACACUUUAUGAAGGGCUGAAACCAGGUGGCUUGCACUUUGACUUGAUUUUUUUUUCUUUUGUUGUUAAAGUAUUAUUAAAAGCAACUUGUGGGAGUUAUUCAGUAAGGGCUAAGCAUCUAUCUAAUAGCUUUUCCAUGAGAUGGGGAAGACAAAGUAUUUUUUAAUAGAAGUAGGACAGGCACAACCAGAAUAUCUAUUGUAUUACUGUUCCACUAAAAUGGUAGUAAUGGAAAAAAAAUACCAACAACUCUUAGUUCUGUUCCAUUAUGCCUUCCAUGUAACUUUACUGCAGAGCUCAUGGAAGGCCAGUAAGCACUUAUUCUUCUUCCCUCAUUCUCAAGCAUAGGCUUUUUCAUUUUUUAAUCUCUUCAUGUAAGAGUGACACAGAAAGCUUUUUUUUUUUUAUGUUACAGUGCUUAUUUUCAUAAAACUGUCAUUGAAAAAGACAAAAGCAACCAUAAGAAAAAUCCUACUGAAUAAAUGCAAUUCUUUUUAAAUACCUUAAAUUUGUUUUUAGAAUAGCAAGGAUAUUGUUAAAUAUCUUUAUUUAAUCUUUAAUUUACAAGGUGAAGAUGUUUAUAUAACUAGAUGUUUUUCAGAUAUAUAUUCUGUUCUGCUUCUUAAAGCUGAAUUAUAUGGAUUAAUAGGGAAAGUGUAACUGUUCAUAAUUUUUUCUCUACAUAAAGGCUAAUAUGUACAGUUUUAAAAGUAUUUCCAAGUAUUAAAUUGUAAUUUAAAGGCUAUAAGAAGCAAGACAAAAUCCUUUAAGGAUAAAAGAUAAUCAGAUGUCAGAUUUUGCUUUUGGUAAUCAUUUGCACUUUGUUAAUUUCACAUAUUACAAGCCCACUUACAGCACACCUAGGGAAGACUGAGAGCUGUAUAUGUUUGAGUUCCCAGUUUAUCACACACAAAAACAUUAAUAGGAGUGGAGCUUGUGAAUGUGAGGAAAAAAAAAAAAAAGCUUAUUACUAUGAGCUCAAGACAUUAACUCAGUGGCUGCUUACAGCUGACUUUGGUCUGAACUUCAGUCAGCUCCAUAAGAGCACAUAAGCCCACUGUGUAUUUAAGAAAGAACUGCCUAGAAAGCUGAGCUCAGCUUCCAUUUCUACAGUUGAAAGCUUGCAUGAACAUGCUUAUUUUAGGCAUGUGCUUCCAUCCUGUUAAUUUGUACUUGGGGUUUUAAAUCUACCUACAGCUCUGUAGGUAGAUAAGUGAUACACUCUAGGAAAUAGAGAUGGACAGGAACAAAUAUUGUCACAUUUGGCUUCAGCUGCUGCACACUUCUUAUAGCAUUAAGAAAAAAUAAGAAAUGAUGCAUUUAUCAAUGGCCUAGUCUACUAAUUAUUUGUAUAUUAUUUUUGUGCCAAGGCACUUAAACAGAAUUGUACUGCACUUAAGUUUGAGGAGUAAAUAAAAUAUGUUCCACUUUAGCUUAUGGUGAUUUAAAAUAUAUAAGAACAUCAGGCUGGUUCUGAGGCUUCAUUCUUAAUUAAUGUUCCCCCAAUUUUUUAAUUUCCUAUGUCAAAUUUUAUUUCAAGCAUGUAUGUGUUUUACUUUUGUGUUUAAUUAAUUUAUUCCCUGCAAAUAAAGAACUAGGGAAUUUUUUUUGAGCAGGUUUGUUUAAAUGUUAUCAAAAAUAUUUGAAUGCAGAGCAUGAUCUGUUACACUUCAACUCUUCUGUGUGACUAUGUUAUGGCAGCAGAAUAAAACUGGAAAGUAUCCACAGGGCA
Messenger RNA from Anas platyrhynchos (mallard), 5357 nucleotides. It is a transcript of the gene KDM1B, whose product is annotated as lysine demethylase 1B. The record is from RefSeq and is a predicted model, not a curated record. Gene Ontology annotation, molecular function: oxidoreductase activity; protein binding; zinc ion binding. NCBI's taxonomy places the organism in Eukaryota, Metazoa, Chordata, Aves, Anseriformes, Anatidae.